GCCAAGUUUUACAACGAUGAGAGCCGUGCACGGCGAGAAAAUUGACUGUUGUGCGCUCUCAAGCGUAGACGCCUUUGUGGACAGGAAACUGAUUAGAAUUUGCCCGAGGAAUUCGAGCGUGGAGGGAUAUCCGUUGCCAUUGGAUACUUCGUUUUAUAGGAUUGGCAAAGAAUAUUCGUCAGCUGCGUUUCCUGCCUGAGGGCUUGUAUUACGUGCGAACAGCUCAGACGAUUCGAUUCCUGAAAUAAGUGGUGUUGUGGUAGAAUCCAUUAUUUAGUGAGAUAGUCGGGUCAGACAUUUUUUAUGUGACCGACGCCAUUUGCAGAAAUUUAAAAGGACUUAUCGAUUUUUUUAUGUGGACUUAGAAUUUUGUCACGGGAUAGCGUACAAGUUGAUAACUAUAAUUUAUCGACUCUAUUGUGAUGGAAGUAGCGGGUUACGUCAUAUUUUAAUACGGAUUAAAUAUCUGUGAGAAAGAUGUACAUAAAAAGAAGUUUGAUAGGACAUAAAGUCUGAUGCAUUGUCCUCCUAAUGAAGUUUCUCAUAAGGUACAUAUAGCAUGCAGAAUAUGCAAAUAAAAGCAGAAAAACAAGAUUCUGGAUACCGUGUUGCUAGUGAGGUACAACCUUCACCAGGAUUGCCCUCCCAUAAUGGAGGUCCCCCUUCCCACCCCUCACAAUUAAACAAUGGUUAUAGACACAUGCCCCCUCAGCUGUACUCAGCCUAUGGCCAAGUUCCUGGCCAGUUUCCACCACCCCCAAAUCUCCAGGGAGGACAGCCACCAUAUUUCCCACCGCCCACAACGGUAUCAGUGGCACAAAGGAGUCAAGUCACAAAUGGAGUAAGUGGUGAACAAGAUGCAGAAAAAUUAAAAGUAUCAGAAAAUCAAAUAGACUUCUCUAGUGUUAAAGGGAUUUUUGGAUGGACUACAGUUGAUGGGGUGAAUGUGCCUUAUAUAUUUAGAAAAGACAAACAAUUUGUCUCGGUUCGUAUUGUGGAACAAAAACUUCUCAGCAAGUAUCCAAAUUCGUAUCCAGAUGAACUGGGCAAACAUCAACCAUUGACAAGUUAUUUCAUUACAAUACAUGAAGCCAAACUAUUGAAUGAAAUCAAUAAUGUGCACUGUGGUGGUGAAUUCGGCCAAAAACAGUUUAAUUCCAAAGAUUUAAUUGUGCUAUUAGAGGACUUUGUGGAUUUUUACAAUCUUGUUAAAAAGACUUUUCCAGAGGGCAAGCAAAGUGAAUCUAAUGCUAAUGGGUCUUUGGUCUCAUCACCUUUGCAGUCCAUGCAAGUGAAUCUAAAGCCAACAGAUGAUAACAAUGAACCUUGUGGGUGGAUACAAGUGAACAAUACUGUGACUCCCUAUGUUAGAAGAGUUGAAUAUGGAAAGUUUGUCCCACUAUCUGUCAUGAAGUAUGCAGCUGCUCUAAGUAUUCCAGAAAAGGGUGUACUGCCCUCUGAGGAAGAAUGUGAAUUGUUGAACAAAGCUUGCAAACUGGCUGGCUUUAACUUUACUUUUUCCAUGACAACAAGAAUCAUAUGUUUGACAGACAUAUUGAAACACUGCAAAGUUCACAUCAUGGAACUUCCAAUGGAAAAUCCACUACAGCAUGCACAGUAUUUAGAUCUCCCAUCAUCCACCUCGUGCACCUCCCCAGUCUCGGCAGGAAGUCCAUCCACAGUGAUAUCAUCCAUGUCCGGACAGACGCAAGUGUCAACACAACCAUCUCCACAAACAAUGAGACCAGACAUUUCUGAGAUAUCAGGAGUCUCCACUGAUAAACAACUUACACCUGAACAAGCCACUCAUUACCCACCUCCUGGUCCGUACAUGGCACCAACCUAUCCUUACAUGGAUCCCCGAUAUGUGUUUACCUAUAACAGACAUCCUAUGUACCCAGUAAAUUAUGGUCCUCCUAAUGUGACUGUUAAUCAGCCUCAUCCUAGCUUCCCACCUGGAAGUAGACCCCCAUACCAAAAUGGACAUUUCCCAGUAGGACAACAAAGUAGUUCUUAUCCAUCUCAAGAUCAGUUGAGACCAUCUAAUUCUCCAAUCAGGAGCCCAAAUGCUGGUGUUCCACCCUCCUCCUUAAAUAAUCGUGUGUCACCCACUGCUGGAAGGAGACCAAGGAUUCCAUUAAACAAUGCAAUGAAUUCACCAAAUAUGUAUCAUCCCUCACAAAUGAAUGCUCGCAUGCUUGCCCCAAACAUGCAACAAUACAAUAUGGGAAAUCGACCAAGAGGAAGUGUUGGAAGACCACCCUACACCCCUCGUGGACCAUCCUCUAAUAGAAUGCCAGAUACCAGCAAUAUGCAAGGCUUUCCUUUUGUGCCAAACUAUCCUUUGCCACAAAUGGUACCUCCUAAUCAGCAAGGCCAGGGAUUAACCAUGAGAGCCAAAACAGUGAAUAUUCCACCUCCUCCCAACAUGUCUGGGCCCCACCAAGCACCUGGCCAUCAGGGCCUUAGGAUGCCUCUGCAGGGUCUACCUAAUGGUUCCCAAACAGCUCCACCCCCCUCUGGGAGAGAACAAGUUAACAGUGGCCCAAAAGUCAACGGAACAGCAGGAAACACUCCAGUGUCACCGCCACAAGAGAGAAAUGUGACUCAUAAUGGUCAAAAUCAAGCCAAAAAUAAAACUUCACCACCUGCUUUGGUUGAAAGUAUUAAAGGGGUUUGGCUUUCAGGCAAAAGCAUUUCCUGUAUGCAUUUAGACAGGCCUGGUAGACAGGGCAAGUUCUGCCUUGUGGAGGCUGUGUGCAAACUGUAUUUCAAUGGUUGCAGUGUGAAUGAAUUUCUGUAUGCUCUAGAGAAUGUUCUAAAGGUUCCCUUAGUUACCUGCACAGAUGAAGAGGAAAAAUCAUUUAUUCACUACUACAGUUUACCUGUUUCUGUCCUUAAGUGCAACAAAAUGAUCAAUUAUGAUGACUUAAAUGAGUACUUUCCUCAACUUUCUUAUGUGUUUCGAGAAAAAACAGGGUCAACUAGUGAUAGUCAGAGCAACCAAACAUCUACCUCAAACAAAAACCCAUCCAAAGGUAUCAAUGAGGAUUUAUCAAGAAAGCGACCUUUAACUACAAAUAGUGGGCCAGCGAGUAAGCAACCUUGUCGCAGACUGGAAGCAACUGUACAAAGACUAAUGAGUCAACAGGAAUCACAAACGGGAGAGCAUCCCAAUUAUCCUAAAAUGAAUGGGGAAUCCUCAGGGGGAGCUGUUAUUAUUUUGGAUUGAAUUGAUACCUCCAUAAAGUAUCAUUCUUUUCAAACAGAGACCACCAAAAGUCAGGCAUAAGAAAUUCUCCCUGUAUAUGGAACUUUGAGGACCAAAAAGAGCAUAUUCAAAGUAUGGACGUUGUGAUGAGUCAAGAAUCUGAGUUUAGGACAGUUUGGUGAAUUGCCUUCCAAGCAAGAGACAAAGGAUAAUAAUAAGUAUUCCAUGGUUAUAUAAAUGGCAAUACAGGAUCAAAGGUUGUAUGCAUGUUGCUAGCAAUAUGUUUUUGUACAUAGAUCAAAACUACACACAGUGUCCAAUAGUUGUGUAUAAUAAAUGUAUUGAAUCUCUGUCAAGCAAAAUAGAGAAGAGAUGCCAUGAUUCUGUGUAGAAAUGCUGUGCUUUUUCUGAUAGAGAAUUUUGAUAUGCAUAUUUAAUGUUUUGUAUAUUUUGUCUCAUUUGUGUUCAUUAUAAUAUUGGGCAUUAGAAUAGGACUGAGAACCAAAGAAGGACAACUCUUUCACAGAGCAAUAAUAUUAAUUUUGUAACUGUGUGUAAAUCUUUUUAUUUAUUCAUCUUAGCACACAAACAAUAUGAGUAAAACAGAUGUUUGAUUUUAUUACUUAAUUUUACUACUUAGAGAACAUUCAGUAAGUAUUAAAGAAAUGCUGACGAUCAAACUAUAUCAAAAUAAGUUCUUUGAUUUUUGAUGCAGAUACUUCUUUUUAUUUUAUUUUUUUUUAACUGUAAAUAUUUUGUUUCUUUGAAUAUGAUUUUGUGUUAGUAUAUAUAUUGUUAUGCCUAUACUUUAGAACCUUGUUUGAAAGUGCCACUAAUUUGGUAUUAUUUUGUAGUGCUGUAGAAAAAAUACAUUAUUAACAGUUAUUGUAGAAUUUUACAAACUGCUGAUUUUGUUUAUGUGGAAAUAGGAGGGGGUGUAAAUUUAUGAUUUUUUUUACUUUCAAUAUUGAUAGAAAACUUCUUACACAGAAGAAAUGGGCAUUCUUAAAAUUGACAGCAAUUCAGGGUACAAUAAUAAAUUAUUGUAGAAAAUUCAUAGUAACAGUCUUUCACAUCAUCAAAAUACAUGUAUGUCUAAUAUUCUUCCUUUGUCUUUAAUUUAAAAGGCAAAUCAAAUAAUUUUGCCAAAAGACCAGCAAUUUCUAAUUUUACUUGUUAAAUUUACUGUUUUUUGUUGAUUUAGUCAACAAGACCCCAUGUUUUUGUAAAUGUUUCCGAGCAUAUGUCUUUUUUCCCAAGUACUUACAGAAUAAUAUGUAUUCAAAAA
Molecule: messenger RNA, 4499 nt
Organism: Saccostrea cuccullata (small rock oyster)
Lineage: Eukaryota; Metazoa; Mollusca; Bivalvia; Ostreida; Ostreidae
Exons: 5
Coding region: 560-3232 (890 amino acids)
Source: RefSeq, a predicted model, not a curated record